AGUUAUAGUAUGGGAACACGGGCCUUUUCCCAUGACAGUAUUUUCAUACCUGAUGGGCGAGCAGAGAGUGAAGAGUCUGUUCAAGCAAUGUCACAGGACAACAUUCUAGGCAAAGUCAAAACCCUUCAGCAACAGUUGGCCAAGAAUAUAAAAUUUGGCCAGCCCCCACAAAUGACAGUUCCAGUGAAGACAUUUGGGGAGUCAAACACUAGUAUAGAGGCAGACGUGUUACUGAGCAGCCCCAUGGAGACGGAGAUGCAGCAGGACUUGGGCCUCCCGGAGAACUAUAAUAAAUCGGGUGGCACGCCGGAUUCGUUAAGCCCAGCAAGUUUGCGUGGAACAAGGCAUGAAGUGGAAGAGAAGGUCACUCCAGUCAAGUCGUCCCGGCCAAAAAGACACCACUCUCCUUCUGGCACAAUUGAGACAGUCAAUCUUGAUGCGAUCCCUCCGGCGAUUGCCUGUCUGGACAACAGCGCAGCAAAGCACAAACUUUCUGUUAAGCCAAAAAAUCAGAGGGUGUCAAAAAAGCACAGAAGGUUACUGAAGGAGUCACAAAGCACGACUGAGUUUGAACAAGAAAUCACAGAAACUCAGAAGUAUGAAGAGAAAGUCUUAAAACACAAUGGCCAUCAUGUUGCAGACAAGCCAAUCCAGGAUACAGAAGGCCAGGAACAGAAAGAAGAAAAAAGGAAGCAAGAAGAUUAUUGGCAAAGCCUUGAGCCUGAACAAAAAGUACAAACAGCUGAACCAGAAGUAAAACACCAUCUGGAACACAAAAGACUUCAAGAGAGUCAAAGGGAAGAAGAAGGGAAAAAACAAAAGCUCCAAGAGGAAGAGCAGUUUUUGAAAACGGAAGAGAGAAGGGGCCUGGAAGAAAAAAGGCACGAAGAACAGGACUGCAGGCACAAAGAACUGGAAGAGGAGAGAGCGGAUGAGGGACUCUGGGAAUGUCAAGAACAAAUGCAACUGGAAGAACAAAAGCAACAGGAAGCCGAGGAACAAAAGCCACAGGAAGAACAAAAGCCAUUAGGAGGACAAAGGCCCUGUGAACUGGAGGCGCAAAGGCAACAUGUAGAACCAACAUGCCAUGAAAAAUGGGGAGAACAAAAGCAGUGGGAAGAACAAAGACACCACAAGCUGGAUGAACAAAGGCAUUGGGAACUGGAGGGGCAGAAGUGGCAGGAAAUGGAGGAACCAAGAGGAAAAGAAGAAAAUGGUAAUCAAGAAUUAGAGGAGAAAAAGCAGUAUGAAAAGCUGCUACAGCAAGACUGGAGAAACAAGAGACAAGGUCAGGAGAAGCAAACACAAAAACGAGGGCACCAGGAACUGAAAAGGCAGAGACAACGAGAACUAGAAGAACAAACUCAUAAGACUGACAAGUGGGAUGGUCCAAACCAACAAGUACUCCAGGUGCAAAAAAGAGAAACAGGGCAGAGACAACAAGAAGGAGAGAAAAACAGAAACGUAGAAGGCGAGAAAUUGCAAGGGAAAGGAAAGGCUGUGAAGCCGGAGGAGCAAAAGAGGGCAGAAGAACCACUGCAGCAUCUGGAGCAGGAGAGAAGAGGUAACAGUGAAAAAACCCAGCAAGAAGCAGAGAAGCAGAUGAAGCCAGUAGGGCACGGGAAAGGAGAACUGUCACAAUUAAAACAACCUCCAGCUGAAAAGAGGGUGCAACAGGAAGACUUUAUAGAGAGAAAGGGGGCACCCUUACCAGAAGGACAGAAAAGUCCUACUUUGGAACUACAUCAGCCACUGGAAGACACAAAAGAACAACACAAGUACUUCCAGUCAGCACUGGACAAACACAUGCAUGCAGAAGAGAAACAUUUAGAAACUGUAGAGCUUCCCAUUAAAGAAGAACGAAGUCCGCAGAAGGUAAAGCAGCCAGAGAGAGAGCAGAAGGAAGAUGAAACAUUAAGACACAGUCAGAGAAGUAACACUGAUGCUCAGGAACAAGAAAGAAUUCUAGGAGAAGAGCUACGCUGGCAGGAAGUCGAUGCAAGGCAAAAUAUGCCCAGGGGAUUCACCUUUCAGGUUUCAUCUGGAGAAAAACAGAUCCUCUUUUCAAAAGUGAAUCUGAGCCCAGUCACUCCUGUUAAAGAGGCAGCAGCUCCUUCUGCCUCCAAAGAACUGAAGGCACCUCAGUCUAGUACAGGGGCCCAUGCGCUUCCAUCCUCUUUGAGUGUCCCACAUACAGCCAUUUUGGUCACUGGAGCACAGCUCUGUGGCACCGCAGUCAAUUUGAAUCAGAUAAAAGAUACCGCCUGUAAGUCUCUGCUUGGGUUAACAGAAGAAAGAAAAAACAUGGAUGUAGCCCUGACAGAAAAUACUCCAAAACUGUCGCCUGAUGCCAGGCUUAGCAGCAGUAAAACGAAGACCACUCAGGAUCCAUUGAACAACGAAGCCACAUUGGCUGAGUGGGCUACUAUCCGAUCCAAAAUCCUAAAAAGUGCAGAGACUGGAAAAGUGAAUGAGAAAGACAGAGGGGGGAGCCUCAGUCGGCAUAGUGAUGACUGGACCCCUAACGGGCGAGUGGCUUCUCACGGUAAUUUACGAAAAACCUUGUCUGCAAAUGCAAAAUUUUCUAUAACGCCUGCAUGGCAGAAAUUUUCAGAAAUCACAAAAACCAAUGUAGACGCAGGGAGUGAACUCGGCCUUGAGGCAGAGAACGCAGCAAAACACUUGAGUCCACUCACAGAUGUAAACCAUGACACAGUUCAUAAAGAGGGAUUGCUGGGUAAAUCGAACACACUUGGAAUACCUGUAGAAUCGCCCCAGACAGAAACUGUUCAAUCUCUGCAAAGUGUUGGUGUGAGGAAAGUGGACAGAGGGUCACCAAACGGAGAAGAGAACGUUUCUCCGUUUGGAGUCAAACUACGGAGGACAAACUAUUCAGUGCGCUUUAACUAUGAUCAGCAGGCAGAGCAGAAGAAGAAGAAAAGAUACAGUGCAGGAGAUAGUUUCGAUGGUGUGCCUUCCCCGCUUGUGACCCCGGAAAACGAAAAAGAUGCAAAUAAUAUAUUUUUGAAAGAAAGCAAAUCCCCUGGCCAAGAGAGAAAGGAGACUGUUGUUCAUUCUGCAAAGGACACUCCAACUAAUGUGAAUCAAAACUAUACCACGGCUGCCCCAGUGUGUCCAACAGCUAGUGUUCAGGGGUCGGCACCUAGUCAAGAGAAACCCGUCUGUAAAUCCCCACUCCAACAAAAGCCGGCCUUAGCUCCAAAGCCCACCAGCCAAACCCCACCUUCAUCCCCUCUCUCAAAAAUGCGCCGAUCUCACUUAACUGAACCGGUUGGCCCGAGGGUGGCUAAAACUGAACCUGACGCCUGUUGGAGAAGAGCAGAGGUGAAAGGCAGCUCUCUGCUUUCCCAAACUCAUGAUGAAGGCAAGAACGAGGAGGAGGAGUCUAGGGAGAAGAAGUCGUUUUUCCCAUCCAUUACCAUGCCCUGGAGAGAAAAAACCGAGAAGAAGCCAGAGCCACUGAAAAGAGAACGGCCUGUUCUACAGAGCAGGCACUCCAUAGAUGGCUCCAAGCUGAUGGAAAAAGUGGAAUCUGCACAGCCGCUUUGGAUUACGCUGGCCCUGCAAAAGCAGAAGGGUUUCCGAGAGCAGCAAGCAACGAGGGAGGAGAGGAGGCAAGCCAGGGAAGCCAAGCAAGCCGAGAAACUGGCUAAAGAAAAUGCCAGUAUAAACAAUCAGCCGGAUAAUAAAAGCAGCAGUAUCAGCAGGAUAAGUUCGUUGCCGAAAUCCACACCCCAAGAAGAGGAGAAGAAAGUCGAAACUGCCAUGUCAAGGCUUGAACGGCGAGAACAACUAAAAAAAUCGAACACCCUUCCGACAUCUGUGACAGUGGAGAUCUCCGAUUCUGUUCCCUCAUCACCCUUGGCAAAAGAAGUUGCAAAGAGAUUCUCUACCCCUGAUGCUAAUCCUGUGUCAACAGAACCUGCCUGGCUGGCUUUAGCCAAGAGGAAAGCGAAAGCCUGGAGUGACUGUCCACAAAUCAUUAAGUAAACGAUGCUGUUUUUGCUCUUUACUGUCAUUUAUUAAUUGCUCUCACGUUUUUAUUAGUCUUUCCCCAUGACAGAACA
Molecule: messenger RNA, 4088 nt
Organism: Gekko japonicus
Lineage: Eukaryota; Metazoa; Chordata; Lepidosauria; Squamata; Gekkonidae
Gene: CRACD
Product: KIAA1211 ortholog
Exons: 9
Coding region: 10-4011 (1333 amino acids)
Biological process (GO): negative regulation of barbed-end actin filament capping; maintenance of gastrointestinal epithelium
Source: RefSeq, a predicted model, not a curated record